This is a messenger RNA of Dreissena polymorpha, 7593 nucleotides long. RefSeq lists its product as uncharacterized. The record is from RefSeq and is a predicted model, not a curated record. The transcript has 4 exons. The coding region runs from base 376 to 1074 and encodes 232 amino acids. Lineage: Eukaryota; Metazoa; Mollusca; Bivalvia; Myida; Dreissenidae.
AUGCCUAGGAUCAUGAAACUUCAUAGGUAGAUUGAUCAUGACUCGCAGAUGACCCCUAUUGAUUUUGAGGUCACAAGGUCAAAGGUCAAGGUCACGGUGACCCGAAAUAGUAAAAUGAUUUCGGAUGAUAACUCAAGAACGCUUUUGCCUAGGAUCAUGACACUUCAUAAGUACAUCGAUCGUAACUCGCAGAUGACCCCUAUUGAUUUUCAGGUCACUAGGUCAAAGGUCAAGGUCACAGUGACAAAAAACGUAUUCACACAACGGCUGCCACUACAACGGACAGCCCAUAUGGGGGGCAUGCAUGUUUUCUAUAGAUUUCAGCAAGACCCACCAAUGGAUAAUAGACAUACAAGACCCCACUGUUGACAUUAUAUGUUUACAGGCAUUGAGGCAACUGUUGAAGACACCCACAGUCUAGAAUCUAUACAGGAGUCGGAGCCUCUCAUGAUACAACAUGCCAGUGUUGACUGUGCUGAUCAUAUGCAAUCUACAGGUUUCACUUUGGUUCUUUCAGAGUCCAUGUCAACUGCUGACAGUGAAGAGCCAGGCAGUCUGACCCAUGAUAGGAGGGAGCCAAGUGAAGAGCCAGCCAGUCUGACCCAUGAUAGGAGGGAGCCAAGUGAAGAGCCAGCCAGUCUGACCCAUGAGUCCAUGUCAACUGCUGACAGUGAAGAGCCAGGCAGUCUGACCCAUGAUAGGAGGGAGCCAAGUGAAGAGCCAGCCAGUCUGACCCAUGAUAGGAGGGAGCCAAGUGAAGAGCCAGCCAGUCUGACCCAUGAGUCCAUGUCAACUGCUGCCAGUGAAGGGCCAGCCAGUCUGACCCAUGAUGAAAUGAGGCAGCCAAAUCCUCAAGGGACAGGGACAAGAAAAGGAAUGAAACGAAAGUGGGCCAGCGAAGAGAACAUAUGUUUCAUGAACUUUUUUAGAGAUGAAUUAAGAGAAAAAAAAAUGCCAUCUGGCUCAAAAAUAAUGGGGUCCCUAAAAAUACUUACCGGAAGAACAGUGGCCCAGAUAAGGGCAAGGGUCCAUAACAUUAUUAUGGAAAAACAAAAAUGGAAAAAGAAUUGUUGAACUGUGGAAUAUGUUUAUGCCCCUGGUAGGGUGGCAUAUAGCAGUUGAACUGUCCGUCAGUCAGUCAGUCUGUCCAUCUGGCCGAAAACUUAUAUGGCCAUAACUUUUUCAAUAUUGAACAUAGCAACUUGAUAUUUAUACCCCUAUUACAAUUGGUAAUGGGGGCUAUAUAGGAGUCACGUUUGUCGGUCUGUCCCGAUAUUUCAUCCGAUCUUCACCAAACUUGGUCAGUAGUUGUAUGUAGAUAAUGUCUAGAUCAAGUUUGAAUAUGGGUCAUGCCAGGUCAAAAACUAGGUCAUGGGGUCACUUAGUAUGUUUUAAACUGUAAGUUUGUACGGACCAUAGCUAUGUUAUUUAUCGUUACAUUUUUAAAUGACUCGGUACAUUUGUUCACCAUCAUGGAACGGUGUGUCGCGUUAAAAGAAAUUACGUCAAUAUCUCAAAGGUCAAGGUCACACUUGGGAGUUCAAAGGUCAAAUGCUUGUCCGGGCCAUAGCUUUGUUUUUUAUUGUGAGAUUUUAAAAUCAUUUGGCACAUUUGUUCACCAUCAUUGAACAGUGUGUCGGGCGAAAGAAUUACGUCGAUAUUUCCAAGAACAAGGGCACAAUUUGAGUUUAAAGGUAAAAAAUGGCCAUAAUUGAGCUUGUCUGGGCAAUAACUAUGUUGUUUAUUGUGCGAUUUUAAAAUCGUUGGCUCUUUUGUUCACCAUCAUUUGACAGUGUGUCGCGCGAAAGAAUUACGUCGAUAUCUUCAAACUCAAAGUUGUAGUUUUAGUUCAAAGGUCAAAAAUGGCAAUAAAUUAUCUUGUCUGGGCCAUAAAUAUGUCAUUCAUUGUAAGAUUUUAAAAUGACUCUGUACAUCAAUUUUGUUCAAAGUCAUUGGAAGGCUUGUCAUGUGAAACAAUUCAAGAGUUCAAAGGUAAAAAUGGCUAUAAAUGAUAAUGGCAUAAUGAUUCUUAAAAAAUCGCCAUAAAUUGUAUUAUCUUGUUUUGUGAAGACAGCAUACAAAAUAGUCUGUGUCAAUGCGUUAUGUGGGGGUAUAUGUCACGUCUGUGACAAAGCUCCAGUUGGCAUGCAUGUGCAUCUUGUGAAGCUGCACAUAUUGAGUGGUGAAAAGUGAAGGUCAAGGUAAUCCUUCAAGGUUAAAUGUUAAAUAUAUUGCUUCUGUCCGUCCGUCUGAAAACUUUAAAAUUGGCCAUAACUUUUGAGCUCACCUGAGUGCAACAUGCUCAUGGUGAGCUUUUGUGAUUGCCUUUUGUCCGUUGUGCGUUGUAUGUCGUCAACAUUUUGCCUUGUGAACACUCUAGAUGCCACAUUUAUUGUCUGAUCUUCAUGAAAUUUUGCAGAACAUUUGUCACAUUGAUACCUCGACUGAGUUCGAAACUGGGUCAUGCUGGGUCAAAAAUUAGGUCACUAGGUCAAAAAAACAACAAAAAAACUUGUGAACACUGUAGAAGUCCAAUCUUCAUGUAACUUUGUCAAAAUGUUUGUCUAAAUGAUAUUUUGGUUUAGUUAAAAAUUGGUUCCGGUCCGUUGAAAAACAUGGCCGCCAGGGGCGGGGCAGUUUUCCUUAUAUGGCUAUAGAGAAACCUUGUGAACACUUUAGAAGUCAAAAUGUUUGCCUAAUCAUCAUGAAACUUGGUCAAAACAUUGGUUUUAUUUAUAUUUUGGACGAGUUUGAAAAUGGUCCAGAUCAGUGAAAAAACAUGGCCGCCAAGGGGCGGGGGAGUUUUCCUUAUGUCUUUAGUUAAACAUUGCUAACACUCUAGAGGCCACAUUUAUUGUCCAUUCUUCAUGAAAUUUGGUCAGAAGUUUGGUCUCAAUGAUAUCUUAGACGAGCUGAAAAUGCUUACGUUUGCUUGAAAAACAUGGCUGCCAAAGGGCGGGGCAUUUUUCCUUAUAUGGCUAUAUAUGGCUAUAGUAAAAUCUUGUUAACACUCUUGAGGCCACAUUUAUUUUCCGAUCUUCAUGAAACUUGGUCAGAAUAUUCAUCCCAAAAAAUAUCGUAGACAAGUUAAAAAAUGAUGCUGGUUGGUUGAAAAACAUGUCCGCCAGGGGGUGGGGCAUUUUACCUUAUAUGGCUAUAGUAAAACUUUGUUAACACUCUAUAGGCCACAUUUAUUUUCUUAUCUUCAUGAAACUUGGUCAGAAGAUUUGUCCUAAUGAUAUCUUGGAUUAGUUCAAAAAUAGUUUCGUUUGCUUAAAAAACAUGGCCACCAGGGGGCGGGGCAUUUUUCCUAAUAUGGUUAUGUAUCAUGCUUUACUAAAACAUUGUAAACACUCUGUAGGCCACAUUUAUUUUCCGAUUAUUAUGAAACUUGGUCAGAUGAUUUGUCCUAAUGAUAUCUUGGAUGAGUUCAAAAAUGGUUCUAGUUGGUGGAAAAACAUGGCCACUAAGGGGGCGUGGUAUUUUUCCUUAUAUGGCUAAAGUAAAACCCUGUUAAAACUCUAGAAGCCAUAUUUAUUGUACGAUCAUCAUGACACUUUGUCAGAAGAUUUGUCCCAAUGAUAUUUGGACAAGUUUGAAAUUGGUUCCAGUUGCUAAGAAAAACAUGGCCACCAGUGGGCGGGGCAUUUUUCCUUAUAUGGACUUAUGAAUCUUCUUGAAACUUUGUCAGUAUAUUAGUUUAAAUGAUAUCUUGGAUGUGUUUUUCACGUUGACAUUUGAAGCUUUAACUUUGUAUGAUUCUAAAUAUGUGUCAAUGCUGUCAGUUGAAUUUUGAAAUAUGAAGUUUUACAUUUUUUGUAGAUUAAAUAAUUUGUAAAAUGUUGCAGUUUCGUCAAUCAGUUUUAUAAGAUAUUGAGCUUUAGUUAUGAUGCAGAUUGUAAGAUUCUUAAUAUCUUUCAAUAUUGUGGAUAAGUUUUUGAGAUAUCAAGCUUUGAGUUUUAUGCAAAUUGUAUGAUUUUAAAAUGUUUUAAUGGUGUUGAUCAGUGUAAUGAAGAUUGCAUAAUUUUUAUGUUUUAAUUCUGUCUAUUGGUUUUCAAAAUGAAAGACUUUGAUUUUGUAAGUGCACUUUUAUCUCCUGAAAGAUUCUUUUCUAGUGUUUAGUUUAUAUUUUAAGGCUGUUUGCAAACUCGAAGUGAAAACAGUUCUAUUACAAUUUGGUAAGGACAUGACAUUGCAUAUCUGAUUUUAAAAUGUACUUUGCUGGCAACGUGUAAUUUUCUGAAAUGUCUUAGUAAGACUGUUGUUUGCAAUCAAAAGGUCUGUGCUUCAAAUACAGGGUAAUGCAUGUUUUUUGUCCAAAUUUAUGGCGAUUCAGACAUUGUUCUAUGUAAAUUUGGGGUUUGCUUGAAGGUUCAGUCUAUUUUUAUGUCCCUCACUAUAGUAGUGGGGGACAUAUUGUUUUUGUCCUGUCUGUUGGUUGGUUGGUUUAUCUGUUUACGCCAACUUUAACAUUUGCAAUAACUUUUGCAAUAUUGAAGAUAGCAACUUGAUAUUUGGCAUGCAUAUGUAUCUCAUAGAGCUGCACAUUUUAAUUUUCUGAAAGGUCAAGGUCAGAGGUCAAAUAUAUGUGGCCAAAAUCGCUCAUUUUAUGAAUACUUUUGCAAUAUUGAAGAUAGCAACUUCAUAUUUGGCAAGCAUGUGUAUCUCAUGGAGCUGCACAUUUUGAGUGGUGAAAGGUCAAGGUCAUAAUUCAAUGUCAUAGGUCGAAUAUAUGGCUUCAAAGCGGCGCAGUAAGGGGGAUUGUGUUUUACGAACACAGCUCUUGUUGUUAACUGCCUUUUUAGUCCCUUACCAGUGUUUCACUAAAGUCCGUGUACUUUGGACUCAUUUCAAGUUGACAUUUGAAGCUUUAACUUUGUAUGAUUCUAAAUAUGUGUCAAUGCUGUCGGUUGAAUUUUGAAAUAUGAAGUUUUUCAUUUUUUGUAGAUUAAAUAAUUUGUAAAAUGUUGCAGUUUAGUCAAUCAGUUUUAUAAGAUAUUGAGCUUUAGUUAUGAUGCAGAUUGUAAGAUUCUUAAUAUCUUUCAAUAUUGUGGAUAAGUUUUUGAGAUAUCAAGCUUUGAAUUUUAUGCAAAUUGUAUGAUUUAAAAUGUUUUAAUUUGUUGAUCAGUGUACUGAAGAUUGUAUACUUUUUAUAUGUUAUAAUUCUGUCUAUUGGUUUUCAAAAUGAAAGACUUUGAUUUUGUAAGUGCACUUUUAUCUCAUUAUGCCCCCCUUCGAAGAAGAGGGGGUAUAUUGCUUUGCUCAUGUCGGUCGGUCUGUCGGUAUGUCAGUUUGUCGGUCCGUCCACCAGGUGGUUGUCAGACGAUAACUCAAGAACGCUUGGGCCUAGGAUCAUGAAACUCCAUAGGUACAUUGAUCAUGACUCGCAGAUGACCCCUAUUGAUUUUGAGGUCAAAGGUCAAGGUCACGGUGACCCAAAAUAGUAAAAUGGUUUCCGGAUGAUAACUCAAAAAUUCAUACGCCUAGGAUCAUGAAACUUCAUGGCUAGAUUGAUCAUGACUUGCAGAUGACCCCUAUUGAUUUUGAGGUCACUAGGUCAAAGGUCAAGGUCACGGUGACCCGAAAUAGUAAAAUGGUUUUCAGAUGAUAACUCAAGAACGCAUAUGCCUAGGAUCAUGAAACUUCACAGGUAGAUUGAUCAUGACUCACAGAUGACCCUUAUUGAUUUUGAGGUCACAAGGUCAAGGUCACGGUGACCCGAAAUAGUAAAAUGAUUUUCGGAUGAUAACUCAAGAACGCUUUUGCCUAGGAUCAUGACGCUUCAUAGGUACAUUGAUCGUGACUCACAGAUGACCCCUAUUGAUUUUCAGGUCACUAGGUCAAAGGUCAAGGUCACAGUGACAAAAAACGUAUUCACACAAUGGCUGCCACUACAACGGACAGCCCAUAUGGGGGGCAUGCUUGUUUUACAAACAGCCCUUGUUAAAGAUUCUUUUCUAGUGUUUAGUUUAUAUUUUAAGGCUGUUUGCAAACUCGAAGUGAAAACAGCUCUAGUACAAUUUGGUAAGGACAUGACAUUGCAUAUCUGAUUUAAAAAUGUACUUUGCUGGCAACGUGUAAUUUUCAGAAAUGUCUUAGUAAGUAAGACUGUUGUUUGCAAUCAAAAGGUCUGUGCUUCAAAUCCAGGAAAAUGCAUGUUUUUUGUCCAAAUUUAUGUCAAUUCAGACAUUGUUCUGUGUAAAUAUGGGGUUUGCUUGUAGGAUCAGUCUAUUUUUAUGUCCCCCACUAUAGUAGUGGGGGACAUGUUGUUUUUGCUCUGUCGGUCUGUUGAUUGGUUGGUUGGUCUGUUUAUGCCAACUUUAACAUUUUGCAAUAUUGAAAGUAGCAACUUGAUAUUUGGCAUGCAAAUGCAUCUCCUGAAGCUGCACAUUAUCAUUGGUGAAAGGUCAAGGUCAUCCUUCAAGGUCAGAGGUCAAAUAUAUGUGGCCAAAAUCGCUCAUUUUAUGAAUUCUUUUGCAAUAUUGAAGAUAGCAACUUGAUAUUUGCCAAGCAUGUGUAUCUCAUUGAGCUGCACAUUUUUAGUGGUGAAAGGUCAAGGUCAUCCUUCAAGGUCAGAGGUCAAAUAUAUGUGGCCCAAAUCGCUUAUUUUAUUAAUACUUUUGCAAUAUUGAAGAUAGCAACUUGAAAUUUGGCAUGCAUGUGUAUCUCAUGGAGCUGCAAAUUUUGAGUGUUGAAAGGUCAAAGUCAUCCUUCAAGGUCAGAGGUUAAAUAUAUGUGGCCCAAAUCGCUUAUUUUAUGAAUACGUUUGCACUAUUGAAGAUAGCAACUUGAUAUUUGGCAUGCAUAUGUAUCUCAUAGAGCUGCACAUUUUGAGUGGUGAAAGGUCAAGGUCAUCCUUCAAGGUCAAAUAUAUGGGUCAAAAUUGCUCAUGUUAUGUUACUUCUGCAAUAUUGAAGCUAGCAAUUUUAUAUUUGACAUGCAUGUGUAUCUCAUGGAGCUGCACAUUUUGAGUGGUGAAGGGUCAAGGUCAUCCUUCAAGGUCAAACGUUAUAUACGGGGCAUUGGGUUUCACAAACGCAUCUUGUUGUGUAUGUAAUUAAUUUUGCUUAAUUUUUGUGAUCCCCCGCCAACAGCGGAGGGAUAUUAAUUUGGCAUUGUCCGUCUUUCCGUCUGUCCGUCCGGCACUUUUGUGUCCGGAACCAUAUCUUGGAAGUGCUUUAGCAGAUUUCAUUGAAACUUGGUACGAGUAUAUAUAUAUGGAUAAGAGGAUGAUGCACGCCAAAUGGCAUUGUACAUCCUUGAUUAAUAGCGGAGUUAUGACCCUUUGUAUUUGAAAAAAAUGCUUUUUUUGUGUGUCCAGAGCCAUAACUUGUAUCCAGAAGUAUAAUGGCGGGGGAUAUCAAUUCAACGAAUUUGCUUGUUAAAUCAGUUUUUAUUUUCAUGAUAAUCAUUUAGUUCGUACUGCAACUUAUGAUGGAUUGUUACUACUAUCUCCAAUUAUUUGUUUGUCAUGGGUCCGUCACCAUUUAUCUCUUAUAUAAUACUUGAAUUGAGCAUUUCACAAUCUGACAAUCAUGCAUAUCAUUUAUUAGUUUCAUAAUAAAACGUCUGACAAGGGUCAGAUAAUUUUAA